This is a messenger RNA of Kwoniella mangroviensis CBS 8507, 507 nucleotides long. RefSeq lists its product as uncharacterized. The transcript is spliced from 2 exons. The coding region runs from base 1 to 507 and encodes 168 amino acids. Lineage: Eukaryota; Fungi; Basidiomycota; Tremellomycetes; Tremellales; Cryptococcaceae. The record is from RefSeq and is a predicted model, not a curated record.
AUGAUAGGUCAAGGUAAGACUGAGACAUUGAGGGUUUUCAAUGAUGAUCCGGAUGAUUGGUACAACGGUGAUAAACCGAAUUAUAUAAGUACCAUCAGAAUCAAAUGGUCUAGAUUAAUGUUCCAAGAUGAGUAUGAGCGAUUAUUUGACUCUGCCAAAGGAAGCCAGACCGGAUAUCAAUGCCAACAACAAUAUUACUAUCCGUCGCAAAGUGCUCAGAAUCCAGAGUCUGAGGUUGGAGGAUUCCAAGUACUGGGAGAAGUCUCUGAUGACGAGGAGAAUGAUGAUCAGCCCCCUGACAAUCCUCUCUCCAACUCUUUGAAUACCAUGAGUGGGAAUAUGGUUGGACUGCACACCAAUGUAUCAGGUCCCCCAAAGACUACUGAUCAAGAAGACUCCGAGCCAAGCGGAGAGGUGGGAACAUCAACUGAAGGCGGUUCCAGGUUCAACAGAUUAUCGAGGUUCUUCCCAGGAUUUAAGUGGAAAGCAAAGAUGGGGAGUCAAUAA